Messenger RNA from Linum tenue, 1144 nucleotides. The record is from the annotation of a GenBank genome assembly. NCBI's taxonomy places the organism in Eukaryota, Viridiplantae, Streptophyta, Magnoliopsida, Malpighiales, Linaceae.
AUGUAUAAGCUUUUUUCUCUAAAAAAGAAAGUUUGUAACAGUAGCGCGCAGGCCAGCUGCACCAUUAGCCGCCAGGUUCUCCAAUCUCCACGCAUAGACGGGCAAACGGAAAAGUUCGUCCUCUUCUCCUUGAAUCGGCUUUCUCCCAACUCCCGGUUGCUGCUGCUGCUGAAUCCGCGAAUCUCCGGUUGCGCCGCCAUGUCGUCGAUCGCAAGAUUGAGGCCAGCUUUUCUUCUACUUUUACUGCAAUUCUGUCUCUCGGUUCUAUCUCCUGCGCUUGCGAUCUCAACUGGGUCAGUCGAUGGUUACACCAUCAAUGGCCGAAUUAAGAUCCCAGUAGCAAUUGGUGCUCUUGGGAAAAUAUCAAAUGUCAAAGUGAUAUUGAAUGGUGGACAAAAUGUUACCUUUCUGAGACCUGACGGAUACUUCUCAUUCCAUAAUGUUCCAGCAGGAACACAUUUGAUUGAAGUUUCAGCAACUGGCUAUUUCUUUUCUCCGGUCCGAGUUGAUGUUAGUGCCAGAUUCCCGGGCAAGGUUCAGGCAGCAUUGACUGAGAACAGAAGAGGUCUGACUGAGUUGGUGUUGGAGCCAUUGAGGGAAGAAUAUUACUACGAGAUUAGAGAACCCUUCUCCAUAAUGUCACUAGUCAAAAGCCCCAUGGGACUCAUGAUAGGAUUUAUGCUUGUUGUGGUGUUCUUGAUGCCCAAAUUGAUGGAGAACAUGGAUCCUGAAGAAAUGCAGCGAGCACAAGAGGAAAUGAGGAGCCAAGGCGUUCCCUCUCUGGCGAACUUUUUGCAGCCAGCUGCUACUGCUAGGAGUGGUUAGAGAUUUUAGUUACUAUUUACUGAUUUCAAUAAUUUAUGUUCCAAUUCGGCCCUGGUUGAUCCCAAAGUCAACUAUUGUACGAAAAGUAUGUAUCCCAUAGCGUUGCGAAAAUUUCAUAGUCACUGGGAAUGCAAGAAACUAUAGAAUAGCGUAGUUCUCAUCUUCAAAUGAGUGUUCUGUUUCUGUAAGGAAUACCAGCCCCUAUUCUAAUGUUGCACGAGAGAGAUUUAGUGUAAGAAAGUUGAGUAUAAUGGUGGCAUGUUGGUUGGGUACAGUAGAAAGUUGAAGGUGAUUGAAUUCCAUCGCUCAUAGAGUUGGC